Schizophyllum commune H4-8 is the source of this 920-nucleotide messenger RNA. Its product is annotated as Di-trans-poly-cis-decaprenylcistransferase. NCBI's taxonomy places the organism in Eukaryota, Fungi, Basidiomycota, Agaricomycetes, Agaricales, Schizophyllaceae. The transcript has 5 exons. The record is from RefSeq and is a predicted model, not a curated record. Bases 46 to 831 code for a protein of 261 amino acids. Gene Ontology annotation, cellular component: membrane; lipid droplet; dehydrodolichyl diphosphate synthase complex. Gene Ontology annotation, molecular function: ditrans,polycis-polyprenyl diphosphate synthase [(2E,6E)-farnesyl diphosphate specific] activity.
UUCCCAUUCACCACCAAUCGAGCAACAGCGUCGUCGAAUUUGAAGAUGCUGAGCCGGGCAUUGGGCUGGCUGAAAGCGAAGGUCGAUGACUAUGUGCAGAGGAUUGUCAUCCGGAUAUUGGCAGCGGGGCCGGUCCCGAAGCAUGUCGCGUUCGUGAUGGAUGGGAAUCGUCGGUACGCGCGCUCGAGGCAUAUGAGGGUGCAGGAAGGACACUCGGAUGGCUUCGUUGCGCUGCGGAGGCUGCUGGGCAUCUGCCUUCGACUGAACGUCCGCUGUGUCUCCGUGUACGCCUUCGCGAUCGACAACUUCAAGCGUCCACCUGAAGAGGUGGACGCGCUGAUGACGCUCGCGGAGACCAAGCUGACAGAACUUUGCCGACAUGGGGACCUGCUUCAGCAGUACGGGGUACGACUGAACGUGGUGGGAAGGAAGGACAUGCUGCCGGAGUCAGUACGCGAGGCCGUGCGUGUCGCCGAAGAAAUGACGCGAAACAAUCACCGUGCAAUCCUUAAUCUCUGCAUGCCCUAUGCUUCGCGCGACGAGAUGACCCAUGCGGUUCAAGCUGCAGCCCAGGAGAAGGCAGACAGUGUGGGCUACCCGCUGGUCGAUGAGAAAGACAUCGAGAAGCAUCUCAUGACGAGCACUGCAGGCUCCCCGCCGCUUGACAUACUCGUCCGGACCAGCGGCGUACAGCGACUGAGCGACUAUAUGCUGUGGCAGUCCUGCGAAAAGGCACAACUGCACUUCAGUACCACCUACUGGCCCGAGUUUGGGCUAUCUGACUUCCUACCUAUAAUCCUCGACUAUCAGAGGAAACAAUGGACUUUGUAGGUGUAAUCCGAGGACUUCAGACUGCUUCUGUACUUCUGCUGUAAACUACUUCCUCGCGCCGACUAAUAACACGUUCUUUCGCGUCUCUA